Messenger RNA from Gavia stellata (red-throated loon), 2247 nucleotides. RefSeq names its product ring finger protein 207 (gene RNF207). Lineage: Eukaryota; Metazoa; Chordata; Aves; Gaviiformes; Gaviidae. Bases 83 to 2005 code for a protein of 640 amino acids. The record is from RefSeq and is a predicted model, not a curated record. Gene Ontology annotation, biological process: regulation of cardiac muscle contraction; regulation of heart looping. The transcript has 17 exons. Gene Ontology annotation, cellular component: perinuclear region of cytoplasm. Gene Ontology annotation, molecular function: Hsp70 protein binding; transmembrane transporter binding; zinc ion binding.
CUCGCACAAAGUGGUGUCGUGCGGGGCCCCCCCAGCACAGGGGGUGAAGCAGGGCGGGGGGGGGCCGCUCUCUGCCCUGCAGAUGGCCGGCGGCAUCUUCUCCCCACUGGGGAGCUGCUCGGAGCUGGAGAAGGCCAACUGCCACCCGCUGGUCUGCCUGCUCUGCCACGAGCCCUACCAGCACCCCUGCCUGCUCGACUGCUACCACAACUUCUGCGCCAGCUGCCUGCGGGGCCGUGCCAGUGACGGGCGCCUGCGCUGCCCGCUCUGCGGGCACCCCUCGGUGGUGAGGGGGGGCACGGGGCUGCCCCCCGUGGACCGGCUCCUGCAGUUCUUGGUGGACAGCUCGGCCGACAGCGAGGAGGAUGUGCAGUGCGCCAACUGCGACCGGCGCUGCACCAAGGCGGAGCUGGACGCCAUGUACUUCUGCAACACCUGCGGGCAGCCCCUCUGUGCCCCAUGCCGCGAGGAGACCCACCGCGCCAAGAUGUUCACCCGCCAUGAGAUUGUCUCCCUCUCCAAGCGCACAAAGGACAUCCACAAGAAGUGCCCGCUGCAUGAGGAGCCCUACAUCAUGUUCUCCACCGAGAAGAAGUCCAUGCUCUGCAUCAACUGCUUCAGAGACAUGCAGGGGGAGAGCCGGGCGCACUGCAUCGACAUCGAGACAGCGUACAUGCAGGGCUGCCAGCGGCUGGACCAGGCGGUGAUGGCUGUGAAGGAGCUGCAGACCUCCACGCGCGAGGCCAUCGUCCUCCUCAAGGCCAUGAUCGAGGAGGUGCGCAACAGUGCCAGUGAGGAGGAGGCGGCCAUCAACUCCCUUUUCGGCCGCAUGCAGGAGCAGCUCUCUGAGAGGAAGAAGACACUCCUGAAAGCCGUGCAGAGCCAGCACGAGGAGAAGGAGAAGGCGUUCAAGGAGCAGCUCACCCACCUUGCCUCCCUGCUGCCCACCCUGCAGGUCCACCUGGUGACCUGCUCGGCCUUCCUGAGCUCCGCCAACAAAGCCGAGUUCCUGGACCUGGGCUACCAACUGAUGGAGAGGCUGCAGAGGAUCGUCAAGCUGCCGCACCGCCUGCGGCCGGCCCAGACCAGCAAGAUCAACAGCGAGUACCGGGCAGAGUUUGCCCGCUGCCUGGAGCCCCUGUUGAUGCUCAGCCCCCGACGCUCUGUGGUGGGCAGCGCCAGCAGCAUUGGUCCUGGCAUCGCCGGCACAAACAUGCUCCCUGGCGGCCAAUGCUCCAAGACCCUCAUGGUACCCGGCUGCCCCACCGCCGGCGAUAAAAUGUCCACUGGCCCCAUGGUGCGGAAGCCGACGAUGCACCGGUACAUCAGCACCAAGGUCCUGCUGGCCGAGGGGCGCGAGACCCCCUUCGCCGAGCACUGCCGCAACUACGAGAACACCUACCGGAUGCUGCAGACGGAGAUCCAGGGCCUGAAGGACCAGGUACAGGAGCUGCACCGCGACCUCACCAAGCACCACUCGCUCAUCAAGACAGAGAUCAUGAGCGAGAUCCUGCAGAAGUCUCUGCAGAUGGACGUGCAGAUCGCAGCUCACUACUCUGCUGUGGAGAUGAUGCGCAGCGUCUUUGAGGAGGUCUGGGAGGAGACGUACCAGCGGGUGGCAAACGAGCAGGAGAUCUACGAAGCCCAGCUCCACGACCUGCUGCAGCUGCGGCAGGAGAACAGCUGCCUGACCACCAUCACCAAGCAGAUAGCUCCCUAUGUCCGCUCCAUUGCCAAGGUGAAGGAGCGGCUGGAGCCCAGGCUGCAGGAGCCCCGGGAACCCAAGGAGGAAAAGGUGCAGAUGCUGCUCAAGAUCUGUGACGAUAGCGAAGCGGCGCCAAGGGAUGCCUUGCCCAGCAGUAAGGAGGGGGCUCUGGCCAGCCUCGGGGAGGGCUGCACGCCCAGCAGCAUCCCCGGAGACCCCUCCUCAAAAAGCGAAGACUGCUGCAGGGGCCAGCAGAAAAGUGGCGCUGAGAGCACGGCCCAGAAAGAGCUCGCACCGUAGAGCCCGAUGCCGAGCGAGCACAAGGAGCUGCUUGGCACUCGCUGCGCAAAAGCGGUGCUCCAGUUGUCGACUGGCUCCUCUUGCCUCGUGCCACAAGCCAAGGCAGGAAAACACACCCCAGGCAUACAGCAUCUGCAGCGUAUCAAAAGCCUGCCUUGGGGUGACUUUGUUCGUCUGAAAAAAGUAAUUGUCUUUACACUCUCCCUCUCGUGUUACAAGUGAAAUAAAAGGGCGGAAGUGUA